Phodopus roborovskii (desert hamster) is the source of this 1438-nucleotide messenger RNA. It is a transcript of the gene CUNH11orf52, whose product is annotated as chromosome unknown C11orf52 homolog. Bases 250 to 675 code for a protein of 141 amino acids. The record is from RefSeq and is a predicted model, not a curated record. The transcript has 4 exons. Gene Ontology annotation, cellular component: extracellular exosome. Lineage: Eukaryota; Metazoa; Chordata; Mammalia; Rodentia; Cricetidae.
AAAAAUAAAGCUCGCGGCUCAACGUUUAUGGCCUCUCCAAAAGAACCUUCAAAUCCCAAAGGUGAGAUAACUCUCACCUGAAGCUGGUGUGUCUUUCUACCCUCUGGCUGGGAACAGUCACCUGGGAAUGAUUCCACCAGGUGGCUUCCAAGGUCCAACCUACUUGGUUGAAAUCUGACACUGACAGCGACUCCCUAGUAGCUGCUGCGGUUCGCUCAACAGGGAACCAGGAAAUGCACAAACCUCUUUAUGUCUGAAAACCAGCUGGGCUCCCUGGGAGACACAUCCGCCAUGGGAAACAGGCUGUGCUGUGGGGGAAGCUGGAGCUGCCCAUCAACUUUCCAGAAGAAAAACAAAACAGGGAGCCAAGCAAGAUCCACAUUGAGCAUACUGAAGCAGCAACAGCUACAGCAGAAUGGUACAAAGGACUGUGAAGCAACAGGACCAAUGUAUGAGCAAGUGUUACACAGGCCUGUAUCUCAAAAGAGAAGUUCAGACUCCACAUCCGAGGAGAGCAAUUUGCAUUAUGCGGACAUUCAUGUGCUCAGCCAAAUGCAGCCACACUCUGACAGAAAGGUGAACCGCCUCCAUCUAGAAACUGCUACAGAGUAUGCCAUCCUUCGCUUCCCCAAGGCCACACCUCGAUAUGACAGCAACAAUGGAACUCUGGUGUGAGCCGUUUGAAGGAAGGACCAGAUGCCACAAUUUUACAGUUCUGUGGGGGACAAUCUACUGUUUCUGAGAACAGGGAUGUUGGCCAUGUUUUAAUCUUAAAGAACACCAGAACAUCUAGCAUUCUGGGUCCCCCUCGCUCUGCACUAUGAAUCUUUUGAUUUGCCACUGUUACUGUGCAGUUGUGGUAAGGUUAUGGGUGAGCUGAGUUCCAAACAAAUAUUUAAGUGUGCAAACAGUCGCGCUUUGACCCCCUAACAUUAUUUGGACUCUCAAAUGCAGCAAGAGUCCUCUAUGCACUUUGGCUGUUUCUGGUGGGACUUAUUUAAUGAUAUUUGGGGGUUUUGUCUUUAUUUUUGUUUAUUUGCUAUGUAGCCGAGGAUGGCCUUGAAAUCCUGAUCUAUCCCAGUCUCCCACUCCCAGUUCUGGGAUUACAGACACGUGGUCACUAUGCUCAGCUAAUCACAUCCCCUUUACACACUUUUACUCCAAAACUGCAGAGGAAGCGUUCUGGAAAUUUUUUCUGAGCCUUGCCACACAGCCUCGCGACUGCUGUGGGCAAUUAAUCUAGUAGCUGGGUCAAGGGCUCCAGACCUUAGCACAGAGAUGGAAACAGGGACUGACUGAUUGUAAAGUCUUUUCCGACCACCGGUCACAAGGACUUCAAAUUGCAGACACUAACAGCCUGGAGAGGAAACUCUCCUUGCAGGACUGUUAGCACUCAUCUGAAGAACCGGUAGGAUGAAUAAAUAAAUAGUACGAAGAA